This is a messenger RNA of Vollenhovia emeryi, 4429 nucleotides long. RefSeq lists its product as uncharacterized. Bases 580 to 2940 code for a protein of 786 amino acids. NCBI's taxonomy places the organism in Eukaryota, Metazoa, Arthropoda, Insecta, Hymenoptera, Formicidae. Gene Ontology annotation, biological process: establishment of epithelial cell polarity. The record is from RefSeq and is a predicted model, not a curated record. The transcript is spliced from 5 exons.
GCCUAGAGACCCCAGACGGUCCCUAGUUCCAUUUAAAACGCGAACGCGUCCGGCUCCGCUCCGGUCCGCGCGCGCCCCCCUUCCCCCGGACUUCUCUCCGUUUCAACAGUCAACAGUCCCGUUCCUGGUGAAAGGGAGUGGGAUUCUUUCCGUCCGUGGUGCAGCUGGUGGGAAAGUCAAUAGCGUAAGUUACAUGCUGCGAAUACCAGCGCGGCUCGGGGAAGCGAAGCGGAUAAGAGUGCGCGCUUGACAAAAAGUGCGUGACUCAGAGCCGGAGUGCGCGCCUUCCUCGGCCAACGGGGCCUCUCCUUCGCGCGUUGCGCUGAACGACGCCGCCGUCCGCGGGCCAGUCUUGGAGCAUUGGAAACUUUUGCCCGCUAUUGACAGAUCAGGUUUUACUUACAAGGGAGAAACGCGCGACUCGUGCGAAAACUACAGCAUUCUCUUUCGGACCUAAUGAUGAAGUGACAAUAAUAUUCAAAUGGCACUGUAGUUUGGGAUAUGCUACCGUCAAGAUGCAUUGUUCCGGACGAACGUGAAGAUUACAGCUGACCCAUUUGCUACAUCUUGCCCAAUAAUAUGGUGAUGGCAGGAAACGAAAAUGUGCCAGGAACCUUGGCAGAUGACCCGUCGUUAUCUAUGAAACUGCAAUGGCUGCGCCAACGCAGGGAAGCCUUGCAAGAGAAGCUUGCCCAAAAGAACAACGAACUGAAAACCCUGUGCGUCGAGGAGGCGGAACUAACGGGAGUUUUGCCACCGGAAAUACCUUUGGAGCCUGGCGAGAGUCCGCCAGCUUUUCGUAGAAAAGCAGGCACUUCCUUUUCGUAUUCGCAAAAAUUGAUCAACAAACUGAAGACUGCCGACGUUGAGGAGUCGGAGUUGGAGUUGGAGAGGCAAGUGCAGCUCGGGAUCGUGGAAACUGCAUUGAGUGUUAUUAACGACCCUACGGAAAGUAAGGCCACGCGACGCAAGCACAGGCUCGCUUACCAGCAGAGUCAGCGAAGGUUACAAGAGCUGGAGACAGAGCUGAACUUUAUUAGGCAGACUCGUGGUAAAACGCAGCGGCCAGCGCAGUUGCCAGUGCACGCAAGCAAUUACAACACUCAGCCGCAUUCACAUAUUAAUGUAAAACACAGGACAAAGAAGCCACGACCACCGUUAGAUAGUACAGGAAGUGAAGUAACGACUCCAAAGUCCAUUGGAAGGAGUAUACUUCACGAACCUGGUAUUAGUUUGAGUCCCCUGGCACCUGAAGACAAAUCAAACACUUAUUCCGGGCAUGGAUACGAGGAGCAGUUGAUACCGAGCGUUUGCAAUCAUCAUCACCACAGCGGCAGUUAUCCCGGCGUGAGCCCUGUUGAACAGCCGAAUCAUCACAUUAAGAUCGUGGAGCACGAUCAGAACGACAAUCACAACAUCUAUAUUUUACCGGAGCAUUAUCGCGCGCGUACAUAUUCUCACGGGAGUGGCGGAUCUCGCGGCCAUUAUCAGGACGAGAGAACGUAUCGACCUUACGUGCCGAACACCUACACCGAGGACGAGCGUCAAAUACGCUACCGUCAGUUCCAGCAUCUGCAGAAGCAACAGCAUUUGCAGGAUCAGAUGCAGCAGGCCCAUAGACUGCCGUACACAGGCUCCUUCGAGUCCUACAAGCAUCUUGACAAUGCGGAUAUUGUGCGGAGAAGCCAGGGUAGCUACGACAGAGAUUUCCGCUCGUCUCAUUAUCUCGAUUAUUCGUCCUACUAUAAGAACAGCGCGCAAUCUCAGCAGAUUUUAUCGAGACGAGAUCGUGACUCGUCAUUACCAUCCAGUAUCAAGAACAUCUCGCGGCACAGCGGCGGCAGUACGUCGAUCGAGGCGCAAUUGCCAGCCGGCUACUGGGUGCGCCACAACGACGACAUCCACUGGGUGAGCAUGGACGAGCCUGACAGAUUUGGCAGUUUGGAUCGCAGACGCCGAAAUGCUCAGCACAACGGUGGUGUCGGUGGUGCGAAUCUGGAUGCGCAAUCGCGUUAUCGCACGGUCGCAGUCGCGGGUACUAAAAGCUCGUCGAGCAACAACGUGACUGCGUCAUCCCAUCAGCAUCACUCCGUCCACCUGCUGCCGUUGUCCGAACAACAAACGCCGGCGAACAACAAUAAGAUGCUGCUGCGCACACAGUCGCUGGGAAGCGUGGAGACCUGGCAGUCGAGUCACUCGCACGAUUCGCACGACGGCAAGGACGCGUCUGCGGCGGAGUACGCCAACAACAAUCGUAAGAGUCGUCAGAAGGAGUGGUACGAGACGUCGUUGGAUGCGGGAGCGAGUGCGGGCUUGGAUCACAACCUAGUCGUCGCGCGAAAGAGCGCGCAUUAUCAUUCGAGUCCUCCGCCCGCUCGUGUAAAGACCGUCGCUAACGAGAACGCGAGAGACAAACAGACGACCGGCGGCGCGCCGCCACCGUUGAGUCCGGUGAACCGUCACAAGAGAGACAAGCCCGAAGAGCGGCAGCACACGGUGCAGCCGUCUCACCCUCGUUACGAUCAGCCCGCAACGAGGCCGAAGGUGUUGGAGAUACCGGCCGAAUCAAAACCGUCCCCGGAUGUCUGCGAUAACGCGGUACAGCCGUUGGGCUCGCCGCAAAACUGCACGGUCGUGCAACCGGGAAAGUAUCAGCCGUACAGGGAAGUGACGAAGCCUUUUGAGAUGUCGGACUUUUACAAGUACUCGACGAAAUUCCGCAAGAGGAACGAGGUCGCCGCGCAGUCUCAGGUCGGAAGCGCAGAUUCGCCGCUUCAGGAGAAUCACCCCGCGGAAACGGGCACCGUCGAUCUGCCCAGGGAUCCCAAUUCCUAUACUUUCGGACAGAAUAAUAAUAUUACUGCCAGUCCGGUACAAAGAAAGCUUUACCAGCCGGUACAGCGCAUGACUUGUCAGCCGUACCUCUCAUCGUUCAGAUAAUUACAAUUUGCGCGCGCGUAUAACGUAAGGUUUAUUCAUGCUGUCACGUUGUCACACAAAUUUAUACGGAAUCGUUCAUUUCAAGAUAGGCUGGUCCUGUCGAUAAAUAUUUUCUUUGCUCUUUAGUCAAUUCGACUCGCAAAUUGCAAGAUAUAAACAGGGUAUCCUGCAUUUAUGUUUCUUCCGUUAUGGCGCAUUCUUUGACUCCAAACUGGUCAAGGAAUGUAACAUUGAACGUUAAUACGAUACGGUAACGAGGUAUACAUAUUAAUAUAUGGAUAUCUAAUAACACCAUUUCGUUCACAUAUCUUUCGUCUCUUUCCUAAGAAUCGAUAACUUACUAAUAUCAAUCUUGACAUAUCCAUCAAAUUGUAAUAUAUAGGCAUUUUUAUUUGGAGAAAUUUUAUUGUCUGCCUCGCGUAUGUAUGAGAUGUACGAGAUGUACUCCAAAAAUGAAGAAAAACACAAGGAACUGAAGGGAUGCAAGGAUGCAAUCCUAAUCCCGACGUCGAUUAAUAUUGGGACCUGAAUAGUGCCUUUUAAUGAUAGAAGUAUUAAGUGGACGAUAAUGCAACAUCAUAGUACUUGAAAUUACAUUUUAACAUGAAUCAAUAACUUUACUGAAAAUUAUUCUCCACUUGUUGACUUCUAAUACAAUUACGUAUUUAUAAUUACAUUCAGUGAUGGAUUAUACAUACAUAUAUAUAUAUUUAUAUAUAUAUCUUUUUCUAUAAGCGACACAAACGGUAGCUUUUCGGAGACAUUGUCAGAUUGAUAGGAUAUUAAUGUUGCUUGUUAAACGCAGCUUUUGCUCGGUUAUUGUAUUAUCAAAUGAUUUUGAAAGUUUGGAGUUCUGUUAUACGCAGACACUCUAUUUUUAGAGCUUCGUAGACUACCAAGAGUCUAUCUCUUACGACUGAAUAUAAAAUGUGAAAAUACGCAUUUCUAUAUACUAUAGUUUGAAAUAAUAUUCAACGCUUCUAUAUAAGAAAUGAUGAAAGUGUGUGUUCUUAACACAAUAACACUGACAUAUACAUAGAUAUUUUUAUAUAUAAAUUGUUCAUAUAUGCGCGUAUAUUAUAUUUAUAUACCACUCGGCGUAUAAUAUUGAAAGACAAACUCAUUGGAGAUUUUAGUUGUUUACCACAAUGUGUUCGCCGGGAAGCCUAAUGUUAAAUCUGUAUCUUGAUUUAUGAGAUUCACGCAUUAGUCGCUAGCGCUUGUCCUCUCGUAUGUAUCACGAUUUAUAUCAGAAUACCUUUCCUGUAAAAAUGAUAUAUACUGCUACUGUAUAGUGUGUUACCUGAAAUGACUUGGACUUGUUUGAUUCACACGUUGGAAACGCUUCGGCAUCACAGACGUAGACGAAAUAGCCUUAUGUUAGCUGUGAUUAAUUAUGCGUUGCGCAUUGUAUGCUAUGUUAAGAAAUCUUUUUGUACUGCUUUAUACGAUCGGUCUCUUGUCAAUAAAGAUGCUAAUUUAAUUAUAA